AUGAAGCUCAACAUUAUCGGCGGUGGUCUCACUCUUGCUUCGAUGGCCGGAUAUGCUCUGGGUGCAGUCUAUACUCUCAACGAGAAAAUUGUUGGCGAAGGUUUCUACAGUUCCUUCAACUUCGAGGCUAUCCCCGACCCCACUAAUGGGCGUGUGACAUAUGUGGACCAAGCAACGGCACAGAUGCUCAACUUGACUUAUGCCACGGGAGACACCUUCAUCAUGCGCGCAGAUGACACUACGGUUUUGACCCCCAGCGGCCCGGGCCGGAAUUCUGUUAGGAUUCGGUCCAACAGUCAGUACACACAGCACGUCGUCAGUGAUAGCUUUGACAUGCAGCACAUGCCCGAAGGAUGCGGGACGUGGCCUGCGGUCUGGGAAACUAAUGAAUCCAAUUGGCCUUUCGGCGGUGAAGUCGAUAUUGUCGAGGGUGUGAACGAUGUGGAGCCUAACCAGUCAACGCUCCACACUAGCCCUAAUUGCACCAUGCCAGCUUCUAUUACACAGUUAGGAACCCCAGUCUUAACCGACUGUGACACUGCAGCCAAUGGAAAUGCAGGGUGUGGCGUGCAGCUCACUGAAGACUACAACAGUUUUGGUCCAGGAUUCAACAGCAUAGAUGGAGGAUGGUGCACUACUACAAACCAUGUUUUCAAUACUGUUGCGGCUUACAGGUUCUCCCGUAGGUAUGCCAUGGAGCGCACAAAUGACUAUAUCAAGGUUUGGUUCUGGGAAAGACACGACAUAUUUGCUCCCUUCGACGCUACUACCGGUGCAUGGAUCAUCGACACCAGUCUCUGGGGAACUCCUGCCGCCAAUUUCCCUAACACCGACUGUGACCUUGCGUCUCAUUUUGAUGCCAACAACAUUAUCAUCAACUUGACGUUCUGCGGCGACUGGGCAGGCAAUUCGGCCGUAUACUCUGCUUCUGGAUGUCCAUCGGACUGCGUGAGUUAUGUCGACAACAAUCCUACCGCGUUUACAAAUGCUUACUUCGAGUUCUCGUCCAUCAACGUCUACACGUAGAUCGAGUCGUAGGAAAUGGUGUAAAUUAGCUUCACACAGGUAGUGUCUAUCUUGUUUUGCAACUUGGACUUCAUCGGUGUCACCUUCAAAAUUGAACUUGAGGAGGCUAUCUCACGUAAGUAACCACAUCGUAG
This is a messenger RNA of Suillus paluster, 1160 nucleotides long. RefSeq names its product glycoside hydrolase family 16 protein. Gene Ontology annotation, biological process: glucan catabolic process. Lineage: Eukaryota; Fungi; Basidiomycota; Agaricomycetes; Boletales; Suillaceae. Gene Ontology annotation, molecular function: hydrolase activity, hydrolyzing O-glycosyl compounds. The record is from RefSeq and is a predicted model, not a curated record. The coding region runs from base 1 to 1026 and encodes 341 amino acids. The transcript is spliced from 12 exons.